Penicillium angulare is the source of this 441-nucleotide messenger RNA. Its product is annotated as aminotransferase. The coding region runs from base 1 to 441 and encodes 146 amino acids. Gene Ontology annotation, biological process: biosynthetic process. The record is from RefSeq and is a predicted model, not a curated record. Lineage: Eukaryota; Fungi; Ascomycota; Eurotiomycetes; Eurotiales; Aspergillaceae. Gene Ontology annotation, molecular function: pyridoxal phosphate binding. The transcript has a single exon.
AUGUCCAAGGCAUUCAGUUUGGCUGGUAUCCGGCUUGGUUGGAUGGUUUCGCUGAGUCCUGAGAUUAUUGAAGCAUGUGCGUCCACUAGUCAUAACACUGUGAUCUCAGUGAGUCAGGUCGAUGAUCAGAUUGCCACCUUUGCUCUCGAUAGCCCGAGCGUGAACAGUCUCCUGGCACGCAAUAUCACGUUGGCUCAGCGAAAACUUGCCGCUUUGGAUGAAUUUGUGACGGAGUCCAAAUGGGUCUGCCAGUGGACCCGCCCUCAAGCGGGCACCACCGCCUUCAUCAGAUUCACCGACAAGGGUGCAAACCUCGUGGAUGAUGUGGAGUUUUGCAAGCAACUACAACAGCAGACUGGAGUUAUGUUCGUACCAGGAAGCCAAUGCUUCGGAGGCGGAGUUGAUUUCAAGGGCUUUGUUCGGUUUAGGGUAUGUCAAUGA